UUAAAUACGUCACAAGACCUGUAGCAGAAAGGCACGCUAAAAUUGGUUGCGUUGAUAAAGCGUGAAAACUGUUCAUAUUUUAAUCGGUGUGUAGUUCCAACAGCAUUUGUGUUUUGUUUAUCUGUGUAAAAGUUUGUACAAUGUCGGGUAAUCGUUGGCUAGAUGAUGACGACAUCAAUCCUUCGUCCGGCGGGGUUAACAAAUGGGGCGGCAACGAUGGGUACGAAGAUUUUGACCCCAACAAAGAUUAUUUCACGCAAGUUGUUAAAAGGAAAGAAAACAAUAUUUUGGAAAGCACUCAGCGAUCAUUAAGAAUGUUGGACGAAUCCGAGAGAGUUGGCGUGGCAACAGGACAGGAACUUGUUCGGCAAGGAGAAGUCUUAAGGAGGACGGAGAAAACAGUUGAUAAAAUGGAGCAAGAUCUGAAGGAGAGUGAUCGCCAUUUACGCAGCAUAAAGAGCGUUUGGGGAGCUUUCAUGAACAAGUUUAGUAAAGAGCCGCCUGCCCCUAAGUCUAUGAAUGCAGGGACAGAAUUCGAUGCUGGUACCUCAAAUAAUUUGGAAAAUGUGAUGAGAAAAUGCGAAGACGUAGAGGAUGAGAGAAGACAGAAUGAGGAACAUCCCGUGAUAGCUCGGCAACAGAGAGCACAGCAGAUGUAUAUGGAUGGUGGAAGAGAUGAAAGUUCUUCUCAGAACAAAAUGAACCAAGUGGAAGAAAACCUUGACCUUAUGGGCCAAAGUUUGUCUCGUUUAAAACAACUUGGCUUGGGCAUGCAAAACGAGAUAGAAGCACAAGAUCCAAUCAUUGAAAGACUGCACGGCAAAGUUAAUAAAGUGGACGAUAAGAUUCAUUCUACCAAUAAAGAAAUGAUGAGACUUAACCAUAGAUAACAUGUUUUAUCUUUAAUCUUUUCUUUUUUUGUGUGGCUGUAUGCAAUGUAUACCGUCUUUUAUUUAGAUGUACUAACUAUUGCCGGAAUGAACAUUUAUUCUAUACUUGCUCUAAAAAACUGAAUAGACAAAUCCUAAACGCAGAUUAAACAUAAAUUAUAUUCUAUACCUUAACUUUAAAAAGUGAAAAGAUAAAAGACAAAUGUAUCAAUUUAAACCCUGCGUAACUAAAGUGUAUGAAGAUAUAUAACUUAUUCAUUUUGGCUGGGUCUCACUCAAUGUAUAAAAUAUUGGACACUUUAAAGGGCCAGAACAUUUUGUCAAGCAGUUACUGUUGUAAAUGUUUAGGCAAGUUUUGAACCAGAUUUUUAUCAUUGUACUUUCUUGUCUUUGUGCCUUCAUGUAAUAUCAUUGUCAUCAACAAGAGUUUAACAUUGCAGAAGCUACUUUGUUACCUAUAAUUUGCUAUUUAGAGCUUAUACAGUCGACAGACCUGUUAAUUCAAAUGAAAUGUUAAUGUAA
Ciona intestinalis (vase tunicate) is the source of this 1412-nucleotide messenger RNA. The record is from RefSeq and is a predicted model, not a curated record. Lineage: Eukaryota; Metazoa; Chordata; Ascidiacea; Phlebobranchia; Cionidae.